Messenger RNA from Aphanomyces invadans, 624 nucleotides. RefSeq lists its product as hypothetical. The record is from RefSeq and is a predicted model, not a curated record. Gene Ontology annotation, biological process: sterol biosynthetic process. Gene Ontology annotation, cellular component: membrane; endoplasmic reticulum. Gene Ontology annotation, molecular function: cholestenol delta-isomerase activity; C-8 sterol isomerase activity; steroid Delta-isomerase activity. Lineage: Eukaryota; Oomycota; Saprolegniomycetes; Saprolegniales; Verrucalvaceae. The transcript is spliced from 3 exons. The coding region runs from base 1 to 624 and encodes 207 amino acids.
AUGCCCUCCGUCGUACCCCCCGAUCAAACGUUGGCGGAAGCGUUCAACAAGGUCACUGGCGCAGAGUUCGCCUACAUGCUUGUGCCCGUGUUUGCGUUGACGGGAGGUUUCUUGCUCUUCUUGGUGGGACUCAAUCCGAAGCGUGCGCUGUGCUGGACGCCAUUUUGGCUUGUUCUGUCGGGGUUCAUCCAUAGCUUCUUGGAGCUGUCAUUCACGUUUUUUCGAGAUAACCAGUACUUUGGCAACACGAUGGACUUGUACUCGGCCGCGGACUAUCGCUAUGGAUUCCCCAUGGAAGAAGGCACUGCCGCCAUGGAAACUAUCACCGCGCUCUUGGAUGGUCCGAUGUGUUUGUUGGCAGCAUAUGCGUUUGUGACACAGAAACCGUACUACCAUCCGCUCGUCAUGUCGGUCAGCAUCAUGCAAUUGUACGGAUUGACGUGGUUCUGCCUGCAUCCGUUGUUCUCGGACGCGGUCCACAUGAGUGCCGAUCCUGGACUGUUUUGGAUCAUCUGCGUCGGGUGCAACGCCCCGUGGGGUAUUUUCCCGGCCGUGUUGGUGUACAAGUCGUUCAACGCGAUUGUGGAGCGCUUCAUGGAAGCCCCCAAGGCAAAAUCCGCCUAA